Aspergillus saccharolyticus JOP 1030-1 is the source of this 1470-nucleotide messenger RNA. RefSeq names its product cytochrome P450. The coding region runs from base 1 to 1470 and encodes 489 amino acids. NCBI's taxonomy places the organism in Eukaryota, Fungi, Ascomycota, Eurotiomycetes, Eurotiales, Aspergillaceae. The record is from RefSeq and is a predicted model, not a curated record. Gene Ontology annotation, molecular function: monooxygenase activity; iron ion binding; heme binding. The transcript is spliced from 5 exons.
AUGUACAAACUCACACAAUGGAUCUACCGCCUGUAUUUCCACCCCCUGAGUUCGAUUCCCGGACCAAAGCUGGCGGCAAUGACAUCCCUUUUUGAGUUCUAUCACGAUGUGAUCCGAAGAGGAAAAUACAUCUGGGAAAUCGAAAAGAUGCAUGCUCAAUAUGGGCCGAUUGUCCGAAUCACCCCGAGACAGGUCCACGUCGCCGACCCUGAAUUCUACGAGAAGAUCUAUGCUGGAGCAAACACCAGACGGGAGAAAGAUCCGGAGAUGACGGCAUUCAUGGCGUGCCCCACUGCCGCGCUUGCGACCAUCGACCAUGAUCUCCACCGGUCUCGACGCAACCAGCUGAACCACUUCUUCUCCAAAAGGAAUGUCGGUGUGUUGAUGCCGAUCAUCUACGAGAAGGUCGACAUGCUAUGUGAGCACCUCAGGGUCUCUGCGGAGGAGGGAACCGUCAUCAAACUGAGCGAUGCGUUUGUCGCGCUGACUGGCGACACCAUCACGCACUAUUGCUAUGGCCAGGACUGGGGGUGUCUACGAGCCAAGCAUUUCACGAACAACGGCGUCUGGGAUGCUGUUGCGGAGAUCACUAAUACCUGCCAUCUCUUCCAGGUCUUCCCACUGGUGCCGAGGUUGCUGAUGGCUUUGCCCCGUCGCUUGGUGGGGUGGGUGAAACCAAAGCUGAUUACCGUGUUUGACAUGCAAGACCGCAUUGCUCGUGACUCAAAGGCGUGCCUGAAAGGGAGCGUUGUUGGAGGCCCGCCGACGAUCUAUCACAGUUUGAGCAAUGCCAAUGUGCCGGCCGAGGAGCGGUCACUGGUGCGACUCCGCGAAGAAAGCUUCGUACUGCUGCUGGCAGGUACGGAGACCACCGCUGGCACUCUGACAUAUGGAAUGUAUCAGGUGCUCCGCAACAAGGAGAUAUUCUUCAAGCUGCGGAAGGAGGUGCAGUCGAUGGCGUUAACAUCAGAUGGCAGAGUCCCGUGGCCUCAGGUCGAGAGUUUGCCCUACCUAACUGGGGUGGUGAAUGAAUCGCUUCGACUAGGAUCGCUUGUCAUGCGCUUUUCCCGGGUGGCACCACAGGAGGCCUUGUAUUGCAAUGGCUAUACGAUCCCGCCAGGCACCCCAAUGAGCACUAGUAGCUACUUCAUCCAUCACAACCCUGUUCUGUUCCCGAAUCCCAAGGUCUUCGAUCCCGAGCGGUGGAUUACCGCUCGUCAAGAAGGGGUGAAUCUCUCGAAAUAUCUCGUGGCUUUCACGAGAGGCACAAGGGCAUGUGUGGGAAUGAAUCUAUCUUAUGCGGAGCUUUACACGGCUUUGGCAACGAUUGUUCUCCGCUUUGAUCUGGAGCUCUACGAUACUCCUCCUGAGAGCAUGGCCUUCAGGCGGGAGAUGAUUGUGCAGAGGCCGGAAAAGGGAUUGUGGACUCUCAAAGCACGGGUCACUGGCGUUAAGCAGGAGACAGAGUAA